Molecule: messenger RNA, 3488 nt
Organism: Pristis pectinata (smalltooth sawfish)
Lineage: Eukaryota; Metazoa; Chordata; Chondrichthyes; Rhinopristiformes; Pristidae
Gene: ociad1
Product: OCIA domain containing 1
Exons: 8
Coding region: 567-1364 (265 amino acids)
Cellular component (GO): endosome
Source: RefSeq, a predicted model, not a curated record
ACCGGGCUCGCUCUUCCCGGGAGUCCCGCCCUUUCGCCUCGCCGGAUUGGUUCGAUGGCGUCACAUCGCACGGGUCAGCGGCGGGGAGUCCGGUCGCCCAUUGGCGAGGACGGGUCGUCGAUCAAGGUAGCGUCGCAGAUCGGUUACUUUCCGGUCUCCCGACUGUUUUAAAAGGCAAAUGAGGAAGUGGGGGAUAAAAAGUGCAAUGGAAGAGUGUGAGUUGUGUGCGAAACAUUGGACCUGACGAGGUCACAUCGCUGCUCGCCUGUAACUGUGUUGCUCCUAUGCUGAAGAUGAUAGGAACACAAUUAAUUAAAAACCUCCUUUGCUGAAGACAUAAAAUGAUGAGCCCAAGUUACUAAGCAGCAGACGGUGAACAUUUGUUUGCGCCACCUGACGGAUUCACCUCCCUCCUGUGCGAGCAGAGGGUUGUUGACCCAGUUUAAGGGUCCGUCCGCAAAACCGUUUCCGGCGGUGCCGUGCCAUGAACAGAAAUGUUUCCGGGUCUUUACCCGUGUCAACCGUUGGAGGGAGAAGCGCCCCCGGAGCUGCCGGCGUAACCGUUGAUGGCGCGAACUGCGGCUGGGGUGGAGUUCCCCCUGAGCGGGGAGGAACAACAGCAGCAGCCGCCCGGGCCCACGGUCGGCACUGCCCAGAAUCCAGUGGGUGCGUCAUACAUCCCCACUGAAGAAGAAAGGAGAGUCUUCAGGGAAUGUAAUCAGGAGAGUUUCUACUAUAGGUCACUACCUUUUUCUGGGAUGAGCAUGCUGGUAACUCAAGUCCUCAUUUCUAGAGGAAUCCUUUCUACUUCAACUCGAUUUGGAUCCAUACCAAAAGUUGCAUUUGCUGGUGUUUGUGGUUACCUAGUAGGAAAGAUUUCCUACAUGAGAACGUGCCAAGAGAAGUUCAUGAGAUUGGAGAAUUCGCCACUCGGAGAUGCUCUGCGGCAAGGGCGUAGAAGAUUUUCACAUCAAUAUUCAAAUCCAAAGUCCGACUUUUCAGAGAGCACUGGAGAACAUCAAACAUUACCUUCUACUUCAACCUUUCAACUUGACAUAAAUAGCCCUUACUCUGAUUACAGUUACAGUUCCCCAGAGCCCAGCUAUGAGUCUGUUCCAUUCAGUUCUACACUAAGUGAGUCAGCUCCCACAGGGAUUGUCGAAACACCAGCAUCUGAUCCAGAGAGUGAAGAACUGAAACCUCAAAGGAAGCCAAUGACAUAUGAUGAAUUGAGAAACAAAAAUAGGGAGCAAUAUGAAGUUACCAUUACACAAAAGGCAGAGUCUCUGCACAAACCAACUCCACAGAGAAUACCUAGCAACAAAGCAAAAACCAAUAAAUAUGGAGAUGCCUGGGAAGAAUAAGAAACAAAGCAACAACAAGAAUCUUGUAAAUAAACCCAGAUGGGCUUUAAAGUAUUUGUUAUCACCCCACUCUUCAGCAUUAUUUAAUCUGAAAAGCUGGACUCUGCUUUUGGAAAAAAAAAAUUGACCCCAGACAGAUGAGAUGACAAAAAUUGCUAUCUAUGUUGCAAUGGAAUCUAUUUCUUCUGUUGACGGUAGUAAAUCUAAGCUGGUAAUGUCAGUCAAAGACUUGUCUGUCCUGUUUCUCAUUAUAACAAUUAUGAUGACUUUUAGAAAUGCCACACAAGUGUUCUUGUUAAUACAUGCAAUAAUUUCUCAAUGUAACUGUUUUCCACAGGGAAAAUACUCAAAAUAAAAUCUUCCUUUAGCUUAAAGGUGUGAUGAACAGGCUUAAUAUGAAUGAUUAUUUACUGUUCAUUCUGAACCAUGUUACUGCUGUUAAUCAAAUUGAACCAAAGUAGUGGACUAUAUUGAAGUGUAAUUUCCAUGUAUAUUAUUUUCAUUGCAAUUAUUUUCAUACUGAUCUAAGUAUAAAUUUGAACUUAUGAACAAUUAAAUGUGCAGUGCUUUGUUUCUAGGAAAUAUUUAUUGAACGUAGUUGUGUAGUUUCCGUCAGUCUAUGCAAAUCUUUACUUCAAUUAAUCAUAAUUAGCUGGAAGAGUUGUGUGGGCAGAGGGAAUGAAGGUAGAGAUCUUCAGGGAGAAGAAAAUAAGAAACUUACAAUGGUAUUUAAGAGGAGGCUUCAAAAGUGAAUGUAAGUACAUUAGCAGUUUCUUGAGAAUGCAAAUGAGAAAGAAAAAAAAGUGGGCCUCUGACUUAAGCAGACCUCAGUUCUGAUGAAAGAUUAUCAGCCUGAAAUGUUAAUCCUAUUUCUAUCUCUGUAGAUGCUGCCUGGCCUGCUGACUAAUUCCAGCAUUUUCUGUUUUUUCUCCAGUGACCAGCUUUCCAAUGAAACUACAAUUUGAAUUGUUAAAUAAGGAAAAUCCCCAAAUAGGGAAAACUAUCUCAAAGCAAAAUUUAAUGUAUCUGUUAUGAUUUUUCUGGGAGUCACUGGUGAGGCUACUAUUUAUUGCUCUUUGCUAAUUGCCUUUGAGAAGCUGGUGGUGAGCUGCACUUUGAAUCGCAGCAGUGAUGGCAAUCCCACAGUGUUGUCAGAUAGUGACUUCCACUAUUUAGACCCAGUAACUAUGAAUGGUCAUUGAUAUAUUUCCAAAUCAAGAUGGUGUGCAACUUGGAGGGGAACCCACAGAUGGCAAUGUUUUCAUUGCCCAGCUCCUUGAAAGUACAGAUUAUGUGUGUGCAAAGUGCUGUCAGAGUACCUGGGUGAGUAGUGGCAGUGCAUUUUGUACAUAAUAAUGUGUAGCCACUGUGCCAGUAGUAUGUGGAAUGGAUGUUUGGGUGUUUGAUCAGCUGCCUAUCAAGCAAGCUGCUUUGUCCGGGAUGGCAAUAAUAUUUUGAGAGCUGUUGGCGCUGCACUCACCAACUGGAGAGAGUUCUAUCACACUCUUGACUUGUACUUCAUGGAUGAUGGAAAGGACUUGCAGCAGAAUACAUUGCCAAAAACCUGUUCUUGAGUUUCUAGUCAACAGUGACUCACAGGAUGUUGAUGUUAGUAGUGGGGGUCUUGGUAAUGGCUUUGAAUAUCAGGGCUAGGUGGUUAGAUUUUCCUAUUGCCUGGCACUUUGGCAUGAAUGUUGCUUACCACUUAUCAGCUCAUGCUUGAAUUUUGUGUGGGUCUUGCUGCAUGCAAGCUUGGGCUGCUUUGUUUGCUGAGGAGAUGCAAAUGGAAUUAAACAUUGCACAAUUACCAAUGAACAACACCACUUCUGACCUUCUAGAAGGAAGGUUCAUUGAUGAAGCAGCUGAAGAUACUUGGGACUAGCUCAUGUGUCCUAAGGAGCUCUCGUGAUGUCUUAGAGCUGGGAUGAUGGACUCUAGCUGCAGUCUGAAGUCAACAUGGUUGUGCUGUCUGUCUCAAUGUACACUUUAAUCCUUUAAAGUGUAGUGUAUAUUUUGUGUGGAUUGUUAAAUAGAAAAAUUGUAUCAACUAGUUAUUAAUAUAUAUCAAGUAAAGCUUUAAAACAAAAUCAAGUAAUUGAGUUUGAUCUCAACUCUUCUGUGUCA